Messenger RNA from Chionomys nivalis (European snow vole), 543 nucleotides. RefSeq names its product protein BUD31 homolog. The record is from RefSeq and is a predicted model, not a curated record. The transcript has a single exon. Gene Ontology annotation, cellular component: spliceosomal complex; nucleus. Bases 1 to 543 code for a protein of 180 amino acids. NCBI's taxonomy places the organism in Eukaryota, Metazoa, Chordata, Mammalia, Rodentia, Cricetidae. Gene Ontology annotation, biological process: mRNA splicing, via spliceosome.
AUGGCCGAUUCGCCAGUUAAUUUGUCCCAGUCUCUAUUCACGACUGGGGCGGAAGUCGUCAAUAAAGAAGCGGUGGCCGUAGGUGCUUGGUCUUCUGAUCUUCCCAAAGUCAAAAGAAGCCGGAAAUUGCCUUCAGAUGGCUGGGAGAUGAUCGAACCAACACUGGAUGAAUUAGAUAAAAAGAUGAGAGAAGCUGAAACUGAACCCCAUGAGGAAAAGAGAAAAGUAGAAUCUCUGUGGCCCAUUUUCAAAAUACAUAACAAAAAAACUCAAUAUAUUUUUUACCUCUUUUACAAGAGGAAAGCCAUAAGUAGAGAGCUCUGUGAAUAUUGCAUUAAAGAAGGCUAUGCAGACAAAAACCCGAUGGCAAAGUGGAAAAAGCAGGGCUGGGAGAAUCUGUGCUGCCUAUGCUGCAUUCAGACGAGGGCCACCAACUUUGGAACAAACUGCAUUUGCCGGGUUCCCAAAAGCAAGGUGGGAAUGGGGUGCAGUGUCAAGGGCACACACUGUGGUUGCCAGGGCUGCUCUGGCUGGCACCCUUGA